AUGGAAGCAGCGGAUUCUGAGGACCAGAACUCACCAGUGAAUGCGAACAUAGAAUACAGGGUUCGAGUCGUGUCCAAAAAACAAGUGCAAGAGCAGAUAGACCGAUAUAAAGAGCUGUUGAAGACGGUUUUGGACGGACAGACGCAGUUAGCAGCAGACACGAAGAAGGAACUGCUGGGAGAGCUGCUGGCGAACUUCGAAGCAGCAGUUCAACAGAAUGUUUUGGUGAAUGGUCAACCCUGGAUUGAUGCAUCUGAAGACGAAGAGCUCGACCUGCAAGGCCAGCUGGACGAUGUGAUUGUAGAAACAAGCAGCAAACGUCGCACUUACCCAAGAAAGAUCCGUCAUCACGUGGUUCAUGCUCUGAAGGCCGAACGCAAGCUAUUGGGUCUUUAUGAGAAUACAGUACAGCCCCAUGAAGUGUCCAAGGAUCCAGAGCAAGAGAGUAUUAUGAGCACGCUCUCGGCCGAAGCUCCUCGAUUGGCAAAACGAGCUACUCAAGCCAUACAGUCGAUCCAGACGCUACAGAAACAAGCUGAAGGCCUAUGCCAGAUCCUCAACUCGCAACCGAGCGCCGCAUCUUUAGAAAUACACCGAGAAAUUAUUGGAGACUGUGGCCAAUCAGACGCCCCGAGGCAACCGCAGCCAAUCAGGAGGCUCGCAGAGGAAACGUCCAUCGCAAACUGCUACAUCCAAAUGGGAAAACCACUGCAACAAAUGGACAUGAGGAAAAUACAGGAUUGA
Messenger RNA from Knipowitschia caucasica, 744 nucleotides. The record is from the annotation of a GenBank genome assembly. Lineage: Eukaryota; Metazoa; Chordata; Actinopteri; Gobiiformes; Gobiidae.